Anthostomella pinea is the source of this 1074-nucleotide messenger RNA. Lineage: Eukaryota; Fungi; Ascomycota; Sordariomycetes; Xylariales; Xylariaceae. The record is from the annotation of a GenBank genome assembly.
AUGCUGUUCUGUAGGCCCCGUACUGCAGCGGCAGCUGUUGCCGCGAUGCUUUCAAGCCGAGCUAUAGCUCAAACAUAUACAUCUUGCAACCCUACGGAAUCCACCUGCGACCCGAACACUGCCCUCGGCAUGGCCAUCGACGUCGAUUUCACACAAGGCGAGGUCAACUCGUUUACCUCGUCCGGCGGCACACCGACAUACGGCGAAGACGGCGUGACUUUUACCGUUUCGAAGCACGGCGACGCUCCACAGCUCAACUCCAUAUUCUACAUCAUGUUCGGCCGAGUCGAGAUAAGCCUGAAAGCCGCCCCGGGCGCCGGUAUAGUCUCGACUCUAGUCAUGGAGUCCGACUGUCUCGACGAGAUCGACAAUGAAUGGCUGGGCUCGGAUACGACAGAAGUGCAGACCAACUACUUUGGCAAAGGCAUCACAGGCUCAUACAACCGUGGCCAGUUCAACCCGGCCGCGGGUAACCAGGACGAGUUUAUCACAUACGUCGUGGACUGGACUAGUGAAAGGAUUGUCUGGACUGUGGGCGACACGACUGUGCGGACAUUGACCUACGCCGACGCGGAAGCCGGCCAAUACCCCCAGACUCCCAUGCAGGUCAAGUUUGGUGCUUGGGCUGGUGGUGAUCCCAGCAAUGAUGCGGGCACCAUCGGCUGGGCGCGUGGUCCCACCGACUACACUCAGGGGCCAUUCAGCAUGAGCGUGAAGAACGUCAAGAUUACCGAUUACAGCACCGGCAGCAAGUACAGCUAUGGCGACACUUCAGGCACUUGGCAGUCAAUCGUAUCAGAAGGUGGAGAGAUCAACGGCAAUCUCAACGGCGCCGGUGGCUUGACUACGACAGCUGUGGCUGCUGCUUCGACUUCGACUUCGACCGGCAACGUGCCCGCCGGAGGCAUUGGCGGUACUGGCAACACGGCGACCUCGGGGCUGCCAGCCGGGUGGCAUAUGACCUCGGAAGGAAAGUUGAUGCCGCCGUCCAGUACGGCCACCGUACGUCCUUCUGCCGCCUUCGUCUUCAUCUUUACCGUCCUCGCAACCAUCGCUGGGAACAGGUGGAUCUGA